CUCUUUCUCUCUCCCUUCUCUCCUUCUCCUAUUUCUUCUCUACGCCCUGCCCGUAGCUUUUCUCCAGCAACCCACUUUCUCCUUUCUCUCUUCUUCAUUUUCAUUUCAAUCCUUCUCCACAUAUAAUUGUCAUAAGCAAUUUCAUUUGUCACUAUGGUGUUCACGAAUGAAGAUGGAGCGCCGCAGACCUAGAAGUCAUCGCUGCUUGGAGCUGCCGCCGCCCGAAUGCUGCCACGGCCCAGAAAAUUAUAGGGCCGACCACCCGCUAGCGUUUCCGGCAUGGAGGAUCGAUUUACGACUUGGUGAAUUGCUGCCAACCCACCGCCACCGUGGGGCUAAGUGGUUCCAGUCUACCGGGAUAGAUUAAAAAGUGUUCCAUACACAUGAUAAGUAUUCAUGAUUAUCUUCCCUAUAAUAUGUAUUGUACUACUCUUUUAGUACUUCAGUUUAUUUUGUGGAAGAUGAGUGAAUACUAGUUUCAUCUUUAAAAGUCUUGUGUACUAUAUCAUUGAUCUGCACCAAAUUUGAGUAGAAAAAAAUCUCUGAUUUCUUAUAUGAAUAGAUCAGAAUCUGCUCAAGUUAAAUGCCCAUGUGGUAGUAUCCUUUCCUGGAUCCUAAUAACCCUAUAGUUAUGCAACGUUCACCGAGCUACCCUUUUAGGGAGAUUAAAAAGACAAUAAAAUUUAACUAGUUGUGAAAAACCGUAUUCUCCUUGACAUAGUAUCUGUAUAGAAACAUGGUCAUUCUAUAAUCAGACAGGCUACUGAAUUUCAUAUGUUUCAAAUUGCAUUCCAGAGUGAAGUCCUACAUAAAAAAAAUUAAAGGUUUUACCCUAUGGCAUUUGGACUAGUGUUUGCUAACUAUGUGUGUGUGUGUAUGUAUGUGUAUGUGUGUGUCCUGAUUUAUAAAGAGAAGAUGCAUAUACUUUGUAUUCUUGAUUGGGGAUGAGAAUUUUAUAUAUGUACUUCAUUAACAUUGAGUUAACUUAUUUCUAUUCAUAUGUUUAGUUGGAUACUUCUAUAUUAGCAGUUUCUUCCCCAUCACUUUCUGGCAUACUAUCCUUAAAUUUACUAGCCAUGCACUGUCGUUUAGCAGUUUUUUUCUAUCCUGAUGUAACUCCGCCCUUAUAUUGUACUUGUCAGGAAAAGUACUCCCUAAAGAGGAGACCUACGGCAAGAAAUCUGCUGUUUGGAGUUGCUCAUAACAUGGAAGAGAGAUAUUAUUCCAACUACCAAGUUAAUAUUUAAGAGAUGCUAAAUUAGCUUGAACUUUGUACCGUUGAGAUAUAUUCACUAGUUGUCUAUUAGCUUUAGAAAGUUAUUGAUGUAAUUAUGAAGAAUCAAUAUUGAAUCAAGUGUGUUUUUAAUCAUAUUAUACUUUUGUAAAUGUUGUCCAACAUUCUAUUAUGUUUAAAUAAAUGUAAUACGAAGUAUAAGUUUUUUGCUUUGCCUCUAUAAAUUCAUUUUCUUGUAA
This is a messenger RNA of Cuscuta epithymum, 1473 nucleotides long. Lineage: Eukaryota; Viridiplantae; Streptophyta; Magnoliopsida; Solanales; Convolvulaceae. The record is from the annotation of a GenBank genome assembly.